Messenger RNA from Salarias fasciatus (jewelled blenny), 3132 nucleotides. RefSeq names its product acyl-CoA synthetase long chain family member 2 (gene acsl2). Lineage: Eukaryota; Metazoa; Chordata; Actinopteri; Blenniiformes; Blenniidae. Gene Ontology annotation, biological process: long-chain fatty acid metabolic process. Gene Ontology annotation, cellular component: endoplasmic reticulum; membrane. The coding region runs from base 1 to 2133 and encodes 710 amino acids. The transcript is spliced from 19 exons. The record is from RefSeq and is a predicted model, not a curated record. Gene Ontology annotation, molecular function: long-chain fatty acid-CoA ligase activity.
AUGUAUUUGCAGGAGUGGUUCAGAUCGCUCCACUCCGGCGCCGGGCUCAAAGGGUCUGAGUCGGAGGACUUCUGGAGCCUCCUGCCGUCGCUGCCCCGGCCCUCUUUGUCCCUGUCCUCCUCUCUUCUGGGUUUGGGCGCCGUGGCCUCCCUCACUGCGUACUGGCUGGCGACCCGACCUCGACCCAUGCGUCCCCCGUGUGAUCUCAAAGCCCAGUCCGUCGCCAUCAGGGGGGAUCCAGUCUGCAGACGAUCGGCUCUCAAUAAAAGCGACUGCCUGCUGUAUUUUUACUAUGACGAUAUCAGAACGGCCUUCGCCAUGUUCCAGAGAGGCCUGAAGAUCGCAGGGGACGGGCCGUGUCUGGGCUUCAGGAAGCCUAAUCAGCCGUACGAGUGGAUCUCCUACAAUGAGGUGGCCGAGCAGGCGCACGUGCUGGGCUCCGGCCUGCUGGUGAAAGGCUGCCAGCCCAACCCGCAGCAGUUUGUUGGAAUAUUCGCCCAAAACAGCCCUCAGUGGACCAUUACAGAGCUGGCCUGCUACUAUUACUCCAUGGCCGUGGUUCCUCUGUACGACACUCUGGGUCCGGAAGCGAUGGUGCACAUCCUUGACCUCGCCGAGAUCUCCCUGGUGUUCUGUGACCGGGAGGACAAGGCAGCGUCUCUGCUGGAGAACAAAGAGAAAGGCGCGACUCCGACGCUCUCCUGCCUGGUUCUCUUUAAAGACUUCGGCCGGGCCUUCGCGGAGAGGGCGAGGAAGUGCGACGUGGAGGUUUUGAAACUGGAGCAGCUCAUGGACCUGGGCAGGCAGAACCUCAAAGAUCCUGUGCCGCCCCAGCCUCAGGAUCUGGCCGUGGUUUGCUUCACCAGUGGAACCACAGGAAAGCCCAAGGGAGCCAUGAUCACCCACGGCAAUAUGGCCUCCAACACUUCCUCUGUCAUUAAGAUCCUGGAGGGUUCGUUUGAGAUCAGACAGGAAGAUGUGACGAUCUCAUACCUGCCACUUGCCCACAUGUUUGAGAGGAUGAUCCAGUUUUCCAUGUUCGUCCACGGGGCCCGAGUGGGGUUUUACCAAGGCGACAUCUCUCUUCUAAUGGACGACAUGAGAGCGCUUAAGCCCACGUUUUUCCCCGUGGUGCCACGGCUGCUCAAUCGCAUCUACGACCAGAUCAUGGCCUCUGUGACUUCCCCGUUCCGACGCGCCGUGCUCCACUUCGCCGUGAGGAGAAAGCAGGCUGAACUCAACAGCGGGAUCGUACGAAACAACACUCUCUGGGACAUGCUGGUGUUUAACAAGAUCCAGGCCAAGCUGGGAGGAAAUCUCCGCUUCGUGUUGACGGCGUCGGCACCCAUCUCUCCCACCGUGUUGUCCUUUCUCAGAGCCACGCUGGGCUGUCUCAUAUUCGAGGGCUACGGCCAGACGGAGUGCACCGCGGGCUGCACCUUCUCCAUGCCGGGAGACUUCAGCACAGGUCACGUCGGGGCUCCGUUACCCUGCGCCAUAGUGAAGGUGGUCGACAUCCCAGAGAUGAACUACUUUGCCAAGAAUGGGGAGGGAGAGAUCUGCAUGCGAGGCCCCAGUGUGUUCGGGGGAUACCUGAAGGACCCGCAGAGCACCGCCGAGGCCCUGGACAGCGACGGCUGGCUGCACACCGGGGACGUGGGCCAGUGGCUUCCGAACGGGACUCUGCGCAUCGUCGACAGGAAGAAGCACAUCUUCAAGCUGUCGCAGGGAGAGUACAUCGCUCCGGAGAAGAUAGAGAACAUCUACAUGCGCAGCGUCCCCGUGCUGCAGGUGUUCGUGCACGGAGACAGUUUAGAGUCGUAUCUCGUGGGCAUCGUCGUGCCCGACCCCGAGGUGUUUGUUGACUGGGCUAAAGAGCGAGGAAUCGUGGGCUCCUACCAGGAGCUGUGCGAGAACCCGGACAUGAAAAAGGCCGUACUAGAGGACAUGAGAGCCGUGGGGAAGGAGGCGGGGCUCAAGUCCUUCGAACAGGUGAGAGACCUUCACCUGCACCCGGAGAUGUUCAGCGUCGCCAACGGCCUGCUCACACCCACCUUCAAGAGCCGACGCGCCGACAUCCGCAGGGUCUUCCAGCCGCAGAUAUCAAAGAUGUACAAGAAGACGGCGAACUGACUCCGCCAGCGACGCUCCGACGGCAGCCAGCGGGAGCCUCCUCGGAGAGAAUGAAUCUUUUUUAUUUUACCUCAUGUAGGACUGUGGCUACACCUUACACGUGUGCGUGGUGCAAUUCGUCGAUAUGGGUUCUGGUGUGUUUAAUCCGCCAUCCACUGUUUUUAAAUCACCUGCAGAACCUCCGUCCAUCCAUCCAUCUUCUCACACACACUCUUUAUCCACACGAGAGCUGAUCUCAGCUAACACACACAGACAGUCACACCUAUGGGCAAUUUAGACUCAAUUAUCAUCAAAUGUAUGAGUUGAGACUGUAGGAGGGAGCCGGAGUACUCACCCACACACCGCAGGGAGAAGAUCCAGACUGCAGACAGAGACUCGUGGUAGUGCAGCGCUGACCACAGCUCAGUGACAGUAAAUGGGUUUCACUAACCUGCGCGACUGUAGACAUAGAGCUGCUGGAUCAUCAUAUAGUCUCUAAAACAACCGGUUUCACUACACCCUGCUUAUCGGCGACGGGUUAACCGGUUACAAGCCGUUUCUCACUUUUGCCCCGCUCACUAAUUCACCGGGAGAUUUGACGGGGACAUAAAGGUUUAGUUUUAGUGCGGAGAAUCACAGACGGUACUAAGAAUCCACAAAGUUAGAUUUAUACACGCGGUGAGGAUUUUGAAAGGGACUCUGUUAUGCACACUUGGGGCAUUGUUUCUUUUAGAAGAUCCAUUAAGUGUAGGUUUAUGCCUUGUCGACGGGUCCUUGUAGCACAAUAUGUCAAAAAUAAGCUUUUAUUAUAAAUGCUUGUUGUGAUUUUAGCUCAUUUUUCUAACUGGUUCUGGAGAAAGUUUAGCUAAAACUUUAAUUACACCAUAAAUACUAAUGAGCCUUCCAGCCUGCAGUGAUUUGUAAAAAUGAAAGGAUGAACUGUAAAUACAGCUUUUAUUAAUAUUUGUAAACAAGACACUGCUGACUAAUUCCAGCAAAAUAAAACUGAAUGGAAAUAAA